CUAGAGAGACGAUGCGAAGAUAAUAGAAGUCUUCAGAAUGAGAACCACGUUGAGCUCACUGUCGGGGGUAUGUCAUGCUUGCCGCUAUUGUUCUCCCUUCAGGCACCACUUGUUAUCCUCCACUCUCCGUCGCCACUUCCACCACCGUCGCCACCUUCUUCUGCGACCUCUCGUCUCUCUCUCCGCCACCACCUUAUCUUUUUGCCGUCAUCCGAACUCUAACAUCUUCACGGGGAACUCUCUCUGCACCAAGAUGGAGGUCAUGAGAUGGACUUAUGUGAUAUUUCUUAGUUCAAUGCUGUUUAAUUUAUGCCCACAGCGAUUCUGGACUGGCAUCGGCAUCAAUAACAACGAAGCUAUGGUUGAGCAUCUGAAGAGUUAUGGGGUGAUUAGGUCAAAGAAGGUAGCAGAAGUGAUGGAGACUAUUGAUAGGGCUUUGUUUGUACCUGAGGGAACUCCACCUUAUGUUGACAGCCCAAUGCAGAUAGGAUAUAAUGCGACAAUCUCUGCGCCUCAUAUGCACGCCAUGUGCCUUGAGUUGUUGGAGAAAAACUUGCAGCCUGGCAUGCAUGCUUUAGAUGUUGGAUCAGGAUCGGGGUAUUUGACAGCAUGCUUUGCAUAUAUGGUUGGACCACAAGGCCGUGCGGUGGGUGUGGAACAUAUUCCUGAAUUGGUUGGUACUUCAAUCAAGAAUAUCCAAAAAAGUGCAGCAGCUUCUUUGCUAAAAGAAGGUGCCCUAUCAGUGCAUGUUGGUGAUGGUAGGCUUGGGUGGCCGGAAUUUGCACCUUAUGAUGCCAUUCAUGUUGGAGCGGCAGCACCAGAAAUCCCACAAACACUUUUAGAUCAGUUGAAGCCUGGAGGCCGGAUGGUGAUUCCAGUGGGGAACAUAUUCCAGGACUUGAAGGUUGUGGACAAGAAUCUGGAUGGUUCAAUCAGUGUUCAUGAUGAGACUUCUGUCCGGUAUGUUCCACUGACCAGUCGAGAAUCUCAGUUGCGGGACUACUAAGAUUGCAAUGUUCAUUCAAUCACCAUCUUACCGCGUAAAUAUGUAGUUUUGGCACUCUAGCUAAAUUAGCUCUUUUUCUUGUUAGUAAUGUUUAAGUUUUUGCUUUUGUAAAGUUAAUGCUACACACCUAUGCUGCUGUAUAAAGUGAGAAAAUCCUGUUUUUAUUUCACUUCUUUUUCCUCCCAUAAUUACCAGUUGUUUCGCG
Molecule: messenger RNA, 1211 nt
Organism: Ilex paraguariensis (yerba mate)
Lineage: Eukaryota; Viridiplantae; Streptophyta; Magnoliopsida; Aquifoliales; Aquifoliaceae
Source: the annotation of a GenBank genome assembly